Messenger RNA from Aquila chrysaetos chrysaetos, 1164 nucleotides. RefSeq names its product chromosome 7 C3orf85 homolog (gene C7H3orf85). The record is from RefSeq and is a predicted model, not a curated record. The coding region runs from base 62 to 367 and encodes 101 amino acids. NCBI's taxonomy places the organism in Eukaryota, Metazoa, Chordata, Aves, Accipitriformes, Accipitridae. The transcript has 4 exons.
AAGUAUAAAACCGUAUGACUGCCUCUGCUUUACAAAGGCAACGCUUUCUGGAUAAUUUGCCAUGUCUCUGAAAAUGUUUCAAAUUUUGGUGUCUGCUCUGCUGUUUACAGGUGUCCUUGGAGCACCUUUUCUGACAGAAGAAUCAGCAAAUCAAUUUAUACGACUUAAACGACAGAUACCAUAUUCUCAGAACUACUGGGACACAAGCAGCAGCCAGUAUGCAUGGGGAUAUAUUGGGGCAGAACAGGUUAGUGAGUCAUGGACAGCUUUGAGAGACACAGCACAAUACUACAUGGACUUGGGUUCUUUUGCCUUUGAUCCUUCGAUUGCGUGGUACGAUGGGGUUUCUCAACAGAGCAUUUCAUAGAGUCAAAACGCAUGCGUGUGCCUAACAACAACAUCAGAUCUUACAUGGAUAUGCUGCAGCAGUCUGGGAUUCACCUCCAGCAACAGACAAGGAUAAGCUAUUAAAUCCUACACAUCUCAUAUCUGGCCAUAUUAGGAUAUGGCAUGUUAUGUAUUUGCCAUUAUGUAUUUGAUAAGAUUACUUUAUCUCAUCCCACUGUCUAAAAAUUAAAACACUAAUUCUCUCAAUACCACAUAUUGUAUAUUCAUAAGUAGAAGUGAGAUGUAAGUAAGUCAUGGUAAAUAGAAUAAGAAGUUGAAGACAAGGCAACCAUUAACUUUUAGCAGAUUAAUUACCCCCCCCCCCCCCCGUGUUCUCAGGUAAAACUCUUUUUGACUAAACAAUUGUUUUUAAAUGUGCAUUCCUGCUUCUGUGACUGAAAACAACAUUUAUAUUUCUCAGUGUCUUUCUUUAGCUACAUUUUUGAGACACAAUUAAGAAAUGGAAAUCAGUCACUUUAGGUGGGUAAAAGAAGUUUGCUCCAGGUUUGGAUAGUAAGAAGAGUAUACUUCUGUACUUCAAGUGCAUUUCCAUUUUUUCAAGUACUGGGGUCAAAUUAGUAGGUAUUAUAGUAUACAUCCAUAUCAUGUGUAUGCUUUGCUUUCCACAUUUAAACUUCUGUACUUGGUCUUGAAUGCCAAAACCAACCAAAGCCACAGCUACCACCAUGAACUCCUUUUUCUUGCUCCAUGGAAGUUAGAGCUGGUGGAAACACUUAUUCAUGGCUCCUUUUCCUAAUAAAAGCGGUGAUGACAAAA